CAUAAAAAAGUUGUGUUUCAUUAAUGAGAUCAGAGUUUAAAAUGUUUGUGAUUUAUUACAAAGUUUAUAUAUAUUUACAUUUUUUAAAGGUAUAAUAUUUCUAAAGAUAAUGAGGUAUACAUAGAGUGGAUACGAAAUCAAUCGUUGAACGAUGGCUGGUAAAAACGGACCGAAAUUAGAGCAACGAAUUCAGUGUAUAAAAUUUACCAUCUUCUGUUUGAAUGCCAUCAUAUGGUUACUGGGCAGUGCAUUAUUCGGCUUAUGCAUGUGGCUGAGGCUGGAUCCAAGUUUUGAGGAAUGGGUCGAUUUCCUUAAUAUGUAUGAAUUUUAUAUCGGAGGUUACAUUUUACUUGCAGCCUCGAUAUUUAUUAUAAUUAUUACACUGCUCGGUUGCGCCGUUGCUCUGAUGGAGCACAUCCUUGGUCUCUAUGUCUAUGUAGGCCUGCAAUUAGCUUCUUACGUCCUCGGCCUCGUAGGAACGGCAAUUCUUCUCGAUUAUUCCACCUACGAUAGCAAAAUUCAGCCGCUCAUACGACGAUCUAUGACUGAUCUCAUCAGUAGAUCCCACGAUGGAAGGGCGACAUAUAUUUUGCAAUUGAUUCAAGAAAGUAUCGGUUGCUGUGGUGCCGAUGGACCCAUGGAUUACUUGACCCUGAGAAAACCAUUACCUACUGAAUGUAGAAAUUCUGUUACUGGAAAUGCCUAUUUUCAUGGAUGCGUCGAAGAGAUUUCAUGGUUUUUGGAAGCCAGAUCGGGUUGGGUGGCCGGUUUGUCAUUGACUUUGUGUCUGUUGCAUGUAGUAAUAGCCGCCCUCAGCUUAACUCUUAUCCGAGCUAUUAAAAAGGAAGAACAACUUGUAGUAUCAUAUAAACGUUAAUUUUCAUUGAUUCCUGAGUUACUUUAUGUUUCAUUGAGAUUUAUUAAAGUACUCACCUUAUGAAUUGGAA
Molecule: messenger RNA, 947 nt
Organism: Osmia bicornis bicornis
Lineage: Eukaryota; Metazoa; Arthropoda; Insecta; Hymenoptera; Megachilidae
Gene: Tsp2A
Product: tetraspanin-2A
Exons: 6
Coding region: 152-877 (241 amino acids)
Cellular component (GO): membrane
Source: RefSeq, a predicted model, not a curated record